Brettanomyces nanus is the source of this 612-nucleotide messenger RNA. RefSeq lists its product as uncharacterized. Gene Ontology annotation, biological process: attachment of mitotic spindle microtubules to kinetochore; mitotic spindle assembly checkpoint signaling. The record is from RefSeq and is a predicted model, not a curated record. The coding region runs from base 1 to 612 and encodes 203 amino acids. Gene Ontology annotation, cellular component: kinetochore; mitotic spindle; nuclear envelope. NCBI's taxonomy places the organism in Eukaryota, Fungi, Ascomycota, Pichiomycetes, Pichiales, Pichiaceae. The transcript has a single exon.
AUGGAUGAAAUAGAAAGAUUAAAGAAGUUGAAUGAGAAGUUAUUUGAAGAGAAUAAAGAAUUACGGGGAGAAAAUGAGCGGUUAACAGAGGAAAACCCUCGAAAACGAGUUAAAGUGUUGGAAUUAAAGAACAAUCCAGUGAACGAAUUAAAAUGGAAAAACAACUCGAUGAACGAGAAGUUAGUUAAGGAAAACGAAUGGUUGAUCAGCAAUCGAGCGGUUGGGAACACAACUGUUGAAAGACUGGAAAUGGAGAAACACCAAGAUAAGCUGGAGAUAGAGCGAUUACAUAAGCAGUUAGAAAGAUUGAAGGACAGAUACAAGAAGAACAUCAGACGAUUUAUGGAGAUAGUUUAUAAGAUAUUGGGAUACAAGAUUGAGUUUAUUACGGAGGAGAGGUUACGAAUUACACCUAAGCAGAAAAAAGAGAGUAGUAUAGUGAUAGAUAUAGGAGAUUUGAAAGAGAUGAGGUUAAAUAGAGGAAAAUUUAAGGAUUUAAACUCGGAAUUGGUCGACAAUUUGGUGAAAUUCUGGAUAUUAGACAAGAAAGAAAUGAGUUGUUUCUUCAAUGCCUUGAGUCUUGAAUUGUACGAGCAGGAAAGGAAGGAGUAG